Brugia malayi is the source of this 11043-nucleotide messenger RNA. Its product is annotated as Calcium binding EGF domain containing protein. Bases 1 to 11043 code for a protein of 3680 amino acids. NCBI's taxonomy places the organism in Eukaryota, Metazoa, Nematoda, Chromadorea, Rhabditida, Onchocercidae. The transcript has 56 exons. The record is from RefSeq and is a predicted model, not a curated record. Gene Ontology annotation, molecular function: protein binding; calcium ion binding.
AUGGAAUUAAAUAUUCAAUUAAUAAGCCUUAUUAGCUUAGCUUUAGGCAUAGCUAAUAUUGCUAUUACUGCUUCAAAUAGUAGUAAUAAAACUGUAAUAAUCGGACAUAAUUGCUCAAGAAAUGAAUUUAAAUGCUCAAUUGAUAAUAAAUGUAUUCCACUGCUGAAAGUGCAGGAUGGUACCAUGGAUUGCAUCGAUGGUUCAGAUGAAGAAUGUCUUCCAUGGCAAUUUGAUUGUCAUUUUGGUAUUCCACGAUGCAUUUCACAGUUCAAAGUUAACGAUGGUGCAAUCGAUUGCAUUUCUGGAUUCGAUGAAGGUUGUCCACCACAUAAUUUCGUUUGUGCUGAUAAAAGCGCAUGCAUUGAUUUUUCAAAAUAUCAGGAUGGUAUAGCACAUUGUAAGGACAAAUCGGAUGAACCAUGUCCAGCUGGUGAUUUUUUAUGCAACGAUCAUUCGCAGUGUAUUGAUGGAAAACGUUUUCAGGAUGGCUUUUCUGAUUGUAAAGAUGGUUCAGAUGAAGAAUGUACAGUUACUCAAUUUGAAUGUAGUUGUGGAUCAAUUCGAUGCAUAGAUGCUGAAAUGCUAAAAGAUGGUAAAAAAGAUUGCGAAGAUGGCUCCGAUGAAAUUGGCCCAUCAGCGCAAAAGUUUUGCGCAAAUGGUAAAUUAGUUCGACAAAAUAGAGCUAAAAAUCGUACCGUACAAUAUCCAACAUAUAGCGCAAUUGCAAAAUGUCCUGAUCCAUCGAUUUGUAAUGAUCAAUUGGGAGAAAUAUGCAUUAUGGUUGGUGGUGCAACACAUUGUGUUUGUAAAAAAGGAACCAUUCGACCGCAAGGUUCACCGCGGUGUGUAUUGGAACCUUUACUUCAACAAUACCUUAAUAAUAUUAUUGGUAAUUGCACCGAAAUUCAGAAAGAUUUAAUCGAAGUUUAUGGCGAGAAAAUAAGCUUUUCAAAUGAUUCACCUCGUCUAACUUAUGCUCGUAAAGAAACGGAAUGUAAUCCAAAGUCAAAAAUACCAUGCAAAGGUUAUGGUGAGAUAUGUCUGCCAGAUUUAUCUGGUCGUCAUCGUUGCACAUGCGCAAACAAUGGUACUCGUAUGGAUAGCAUUUGCUUAGUAAAUGAGUGUAUGAGCCCAGAAUUAAAUGAUUGCGAUCCAAAUGCAUCCUGCAUGGAUAGCAUACUAUCAUAUGAAUGUUUCUGCAACGAAGGAUUCAUCGAUACUUCAAUUUCACCAAAAACACGACCUGGCAUUAAAUGCGCAAAAUUGGUGGAUGAAUGUGCAUCAAAAGCUGCAAAUCAAUGUGAUGAAAAUGCGGAUUGUAUUGAUAAGCCGAUCGGUUACACAUGUCGUUGUCGUAAUGGCUACGUUGAUAUUUCGGAAGGUGGCGCAAGAAAUCCGGGGCGGAAAUGUCAUAAAUUAAUGGAUGAAUGUCAAAUGGGUUUAGCUGAUUGUGAUCCAAAAGCAAUUUGCAUAGAUAUGACAUACAGUUAUACAUGCAAAUGUCCACAUGGUUUUGCAGACAAGUCAGCAGAUCCGAUUAAUAAGCCUGGUCGAAUUUGUUCCAAAUUGAUCAAUUCAUGUGAUUCACCGAACUUUACGGGAUGUCAAUCGAAAGAAUCGAAAUGUAUUGGUACAAAAGAUGGUUUCGUAUGCCGUUGCAUCGAUGGCUAUAUCGAUCUAAAUCCGGCAAAUCCGGGAACAAAUUGUUCUAAAGCAGUAUCGGAUCCGUGUCAGGAUGAUUCAUUACAUGAUUGUGAUCCGGUAGCAGAAUGUUACAGCGAACAACCGGGUUAUUUUCAGUGCCGUUGUCCGAAUGGUUUUGCUGAUGUCUCAACCGAUCAACGUUUUCCUGGAAGGAAAUGCAAAAAAAUAAUCAAUGAAUGUGUCCUUGGUACCCAUGAAUGUGAUGAAAAUGCAAAAUGUGAGGACACUUUGGAUGGUUACAAUUGUCAAUGUAAGCCAGGUUGGACUGAUAAUAGUCCAAAUCAAGAAAAUGCACCUGGGCGUAGUUGUAAGAAAGCAAAUAUAUGUGCCAGUAUUCAAUGUGCCAAAGAAGCGGAAUGUCGUGAAACUGAACUUGGACCAAUUUGUGAAUGUUUCUCGGGUUAUGUUGACAUUUCUCGACAACAUGGCAUGGCUGCAGGACAUGUCUGUCGAAAGGUAGUAAACGAAUGCGCAACUGGUAAACAUGAUUGCUCAUCUUCCGCAACCUGUAUUGAUACAGCUGAUUUGUUUACCUGUCGAUGUCGAGAUGGAUUUCGAGAUGAAAGUCCAGAUGUUGUAAAUCGUCCUGGACGUGUUUGUGUUAGAGCAUUUAUUCCGGAACCACCGGAAUGCGAUGUUAAUGAUCCGAUGAGUUGUGAUGCAAAAAAGAAAGAAGUAUGCUUAUUUGUUAAUGGUACAUACAAAUGUCAAUGUGCAACCGGAUAUGAUCGUUUACCGGAUGGUCGAUGUCUAGUAAUUAAUGAAUGUGAUGAUCAACGUCUUAAUGAUUGCGCUUCAAAUGCUGAUUGCAUUGAUCAGGCUGAUGGUUAUACUUGUCAAUGCAAAAGUGGUUUUGCGGAUAUAUCGCCAUCAGGUACACCAGGGCGCAUUUGUCGUACACGUGUAAAUGAAUGCGCUGAACCACAGAAAUAUCAUGUUGAUUGUGAUUCUAAUGCUGUAUGUGUUGAUACAGAUGAAGAGUAUACAUGCAGUUGUCGUCCUGGUUUUGCUGAUAUAUCUAGUUCAUUUGAACGUUUACCUGGUCGUCGUUGUGUUGAAGCAAUAAAUGAAUGCUUGAAUCCAUCAAUGAAUGAUUGUUCAGAGAAUGCUAUUUGUGAGGAUGCUAAAGAAGGGUAUAUUUGUACAUGUUUACAAGGUUUUGUUGAUGCAUCGCCCAAUAUUACCCAUUAUCCAGGUCGGGUAUGUCAUAAGCCUAAGCAAGAAAAACUUCAUGACAAUGGUACCACAAAAGGUUCCAUAAUUACAUGCAAUCCUGAUAAACCAAAAUGUGGUACCAAUGAAGUAUGCACUGAUCGUAAAGCACGUGGAAAAUUUGUUUGUGAUUGCGCUGAAAAUGCAUUCAGAUUUACGGAUAAUACAUGUCGUUUCUAUGCUGCAUGUAUUGGUGUAAAUGAUUGCGAUCAGAAUGCAGUUUGUGCUAAUGCAUUUGAUUCUUACAUAUGUCAAUGUCGUCCUGGAUUUAUUGAUAUUUCACCGGAUCCGGAAGGAAAGCCAGGCCGAAUAUGUAAAGAAUUAAUUAAUGAAUGUGCUACGGGAAUUCAUAAUUGUUCAUCGUAUGCGACAUGUAUUGAUGCAACUGAUGGUUAUAUGUGUAUUUGUAAUGAUGGCUUUGUGGAUACCUCAUCACAAUUUCAACUUGCACCUGGACGUCGUUGUAGUAAUGCCAGUAAUGAAUGUGUUGAUCAAACGUUGAAUACCUGUGAUGAAAAUGCAGAUUGUAUUGAUACACCUGAUUCGUAUACAUGUCAAUGCUAUGCCGGAUUUGUAGAUGUUUCAUCCAGUGCUAAUUUACAACCUGGUCGAGUAUGUACGGUACAAACAACCUGUCCAAAACAAAAAACUGAUCUCAUGUUUCUCAUUGAUGGUUCCGGUUCAAUUGGCUCUUAUGUUUUCAAAAAUGAAGUGCUACGAUUUAUUAAAGAAUUUGUGGAAUUAUUUGAUAUUGGUUUGGAUAAUACACGUGUUGGUUUGAUCCAAUAUUCUGAUCAAAUUCGGCAUGAAUUUGACUUAAGCCAAUAUACUGAUAAAGCAUCUGUUAUCAGUGCAAUAUCACAAGUUCAGUAUUUAACAGGUCUUACAAGGACUGGUGCUGCAAUUCAGCAUAUGGUAAUGGAAGGUUUCUCAGAGCGACGUGGUGCUCGUAAGGAAGGUGAUGACGUUGCACGUGUGAGCAUUGUUAUUACUGAUGGUCGUAGUCAAGAUAAUGUUACAGAACCUGCUAUAAACGCUCGUAAAUCGCAUAUUAAUAUGUUUUCGGUUGGCGUGACAGAUCACGUUCUGGGACCGGAAUUAGAAGCUAUAGCAGGCUCACCGUUACGAUGGUUUCAUGUUGAUAAGUUCAAGGAUUUAGAUACACGACUACGUUCAUUAAUUCAGAAAGCAGCUUGUCCGUCACCGGAACCAAAGCCACGUCCACCUGGUGGAUGCAAUCCAUCAACGCAAACUGGUUGUGAUCGUACACUGAAUGAAGUUUGUGUACAGGGUAAUAGUUCUGCACAAUGUGUUUGUCCAGAAGGAUUUCAACGGCAUCCAAGUACUCGACGUUGUGGUGGUAAUCAAUGUAAUCCGGAUUUGCCUACAUCAUGUCCACAUCCGGAAAUAUGUGUGAUUGCACCAUUUUCAAAUUAUCUUUGCGUUUGUCCAAAAGGCUAUUUGCGUGAUCAACGAUCUGGAAUUUGCUUAGCUAAUAAUACACACAAAAUUGAUGGGAAACAACAAAAUGAACCAACCAUAUUGUCAUCGCAUGAUGCUGACUGUCAUAAUGGUGGUGUACGAUGUGGCACAAAUGAAGAAUGCGUACGUGUUGCCACUCAUGAUUUUCACUGUGAAUGUAUCACUGGAUAUGAGCGUAACUUAUAUACGGGUCAAUGUUCUGUGCCAGGUUCUUGUGAUCCAACCUUACCGAAUCCUUGUGACGUUCGUAAACGUGAAAGAUGUAUGCCACAUUCUAGCGGACGUUAUCAUAUAUGUCAGUGUGCUAAAGGUGAAAAGCGACAUCAUGUUACCGGAAUUUGCUUGCAAGAUGAGUGUGCAUCGGGUGCUAAUGAUUGUGACAGAAAUGCUCGUUGCAUUGAUACGGAUGAUGGAUACUUAUGUGCUUGCCGGAAUGGUUAUCUGGAUCAGAGUUCCGAUUUAGUUAAUAAACCGGGACGGAUUUGUGUAGCUGAACGAGAUGAAUGCAAAGAUGGUACACAUAAAUGUUCACCAAAUGCUAUUUGUACGGAUACGGUACAGGGAUAUGUAUGUCGUUGUAAGCAAGGAUUUAUUGAUUUCUCACCAAAUCCUCAAAGCUUUGGUGGUAUUAUUUGUAAAGAAGUUGUAAAUGAAUGUCAAAAUCCAUCACUGAAUACAUGUCAUAAGAAUGCAAUCUGCAUUGAUACAGCUGAUUCAUAUAAAUGCAUCUGCAAAACAGGUUACACUGAUUUGGAUGAACUUCGAAAUCCUGGACGAAAUUGUCAAAAAGAAAGGCAUAACGAUCGAUGUAGACAAGGUAACAAUGAUUGUGAUCGAAAUGCUCGAUGCAUUGAACAUGAUGGUAAUGAUUAUGUUUGUGCUUGUACAGCAGGUUAUCGUGAUAAGAGUCCGGAUCCGAAUCGACCGGGACGAGUGUGCAUUCCUUUAAUUCCUGAAUGUGAUAAUCCAACACUAAAUGAUUGUGAUUCACCGGAUCGUGCUAUUUGCACUGAUACUGACGAAGGUUAUUUAUGCCGAUGUCGACAAGGUUUUCUGGAUAUUUCACCAAAUAUUACUUCUAAACCUGGACGUCUUUGCAAACCAUUAGAAAAUGAAUGCGCUAAGAAAGUGGAUGAUUGCGCCCAAGAUGGUGGAAUUUGUGAGGAUACGCCAGAUUCAUAUACCUGUCGUUGCGCAAUUAAUUAUUUAGAUGUAUCAUUCGAUCGUCAAAAUCGCCCAGGCCGAAAAUGCAAACGACUUGUUGAUGAAUGCCAAACCGGACAGAAUGAUUGCUCUCCUGAAGCAGUAUGUACAGAUACAGAAGAUUCAUAUGAAUGUGCUUGUCCAACUGGUUAUAUUGAUGUAUCACCGGAUACUGCUCGAAAACCCGGAAGACGUUGCUUACUGAGAAUUAAUGAAUGUAAAGCAAAUCGUCAUGAUUGCUCACCGAAUGCAGAUUGUAUUGAUACAGCCGAAUCAUUUAUGUGUAAAUGUCGAGAUGACUUUGUGGAUGAAUCACCGGAUGUUACAAAUCGUCCGGGACGAUUAUGUCGACCGGCUUUAAUUGAUGAAUGUCGCCUUGGGAAGCAUGACUGUCACGAGAAUGCUAUAUGUCAAGAUUUAACACAAAGUUAUACCUGUCAUUGCAAACCUGAAUUUAUUGAUCAGAGUCCAAAUCGGGUUGCAUUACCUGGACGAUUGUGCAUACCGAGACCAACUCCGCCACCGGCAGAAUGUCGUAUUGAUGCAAGUGCAUCAUCCUGUAAACAGGAACUAAAUGAAGUUUGUCGCUUAAUCAAUGGUCAACCAAAAUGCGCCUGUCCAAUAAACUAUAGUCGUGACAAAGUAAAGAAUUCCUGCACUGUUAUAAACGAAUGUGACUUCCCUCAACUGAACGACUGUCACCCGAGCGCAGAUUGUAUUGAUGAACCAACCUCAUACACGUGUCGUUGUAAACAAGGUUUCAAGGAUAUAUCAUCCAGUGAUAAGCCAGGACGUAUCUGUCAACCACAUAUUGAUGAAUGUAAACUACCACAUCUUAAUGAUUGUCAUCAGAAUGCGGUAUGUAUCGAUAAAGAAGAUGGUUAUGAGUGUAAAUGUAAUCAUGGUUAUAUGGACCGGAAACCGGAACGACCGGGUAGAUUGUGUAAGAAAAUGAUCGAUGAAUGUGCAAGAACAGAACUUAACAGCUGUGAUAAAAAUGCAAAUUGUAUCGAUGAAGAAGAUGGCUAUCGUUGUGAGUGUAAGAAUGGAUUUUUGGAUGUGUCACCGUCACCAACAUUCCGUGGUCGUGCAUGUCGUGCACUCAUUAAUGAAUGCUCUGAUCCUAAAUUAAACGAUUGUGAUAAGACGGCAAAAUGCACUGAUACCACUGAUUCUUAUCAAUGUGAAUGUCCACCAGAUUCAAAAGAUAUCUCUCCAAAUCCGGCAUUUCCCGGUCGUGUAUGUCUUGUUUUUGAAAAUGAAUGUUUGACGGGUAAACAUGAUUGUGAUCCGAAUGCAAUUUGUCGUGAUAAUGAGCAAUCAUUUACAUGCGAAUGUGCUCAUGGAUUUACUGAUCGAUCACCAAAUCGUCUCAAUCGACCGGGACGUGUCUGUGUGGAGCUGAUAGAUGAAUGUACAAGUGGUAGGCAUACGUGUAGUGCUCAAGCGGAAUGUCGUGAUUUAGAGGAAGGUUAUACCUGUGAAUGUAAAGAUGGAUUUAUUGAUCGAUCACCUAAUUUACUUACACAACCAGGACGAGUAUGUGGUACACCAGAAGUUUGUCCAUCAAAUCAUGAAUGUAGUUCAGCAGCUGUAUGUGAACCUCUUGGUGGUAAUAAAUAUGAAUGUACCUGUAUUCAAGGUUAUGUAGAUCAAUCACCGUCCGAUAAAAAAGGACGUAUUUGUGUUCGAAAUAGUGCAUGUCGAGAUCCACGUUUGAAUAAUUGUUCACGUAAUGCUAUUUGUUAUGAUGAGCCAAAAGGUUAUCGUUGUGAAUGCGCACAUGGAUUUGUUGAUCGUUCAGCUGAUGGAACACAAAAUGGAUAUGUUUGUGAACCACCUGCACCAGUUACACCACCACCAAAGCAUCCAUGCCAAGAUCCACUUCUGAAUGAUUGUCAUCCGGCUGGAACAUGUCGUGCAACAGGAAAGCAAACAUAUACUUGUGAAUGCUUACAAGGUUAUGUAGAUCGUUCACCGGAUACUCGUAAUAAGCCAGGCCGUAUUUGCAUUCUUACUGAACCGAUUUGUUUGGAUGCAAAUCAGAAUGAUUGCCAUCCGGCUGCUAUUUGUAGUGAAACACAAAAUGAUGAAAAGUAUACAUGUCGUUGUCGGGAUGGUUACAUUGAUCAAUCACCGGAUAAAAUUAAUCGACCGGGACGAAUUUGUGUUGAACAAAUAAAUGAAUGUUUGGAUCGUUCAUUAAAUGACUGUCAUCCAUUGGCUAUUUGUCAAGAUUUACCGGAUGGUUAUACAUGUCGUUGUCCACUUAAUUCCGUUGACCAAUCACCAAAUCCAAGUAGACCUGGCCGUAAAUGCUUUCAACAAAUAAAUGAAUGCCGUAAUCCAUCAUUAAAUAAUUGUUCACGUUUCGCAGAUUGCAUUGAUAAGCAAAAUGGUUAUGAAUGUCACUGUCGUGAUGGUUAUCAUGAUGGUAAUCCAAAACAUCCUGGUACCACAUGUAUUUACAUUAUCAAUGAAUGUGAAUCAGCAAAUUUGAAUGAUUGUGAUCGUCAUGCGGAAUGCAUUGAUCUGGAAGGUGGUUACGAAUGUCGUUGUAAAAAACCGUAUCAUGAUGAGUCACCAUCAGGACAACCUGGACGAAUAUGUCGCUUUAAUGAAUGCUCAGUCUCGACCGAUAAUACAUGUGAUAAGAAAUUUGCUGUUUGUGAAGAUUUAGAUGAUGGAUACACGUGUCAUUGUAAAGCUGGAUAUUAUGAUAAUUCACCGAAUACACAGGAACCGGGCAGAGUUUGCAUUGAAUUUCAAAAAGAAAAAAUUACAACAAUUUUACCACAAGAUGCACCACGUAUUGAUGGAAUCUUAUGUGGACGUAACAAUUACUGCGCAAUAAAACGUAAUGAAGUUUGCGUUGGUGGUGUUAAAUGUAUGUGUCGACCAGGUGACGCACGUGCGACAAUAAAUGAUCGUUGUGAAACUGUCGAGCGUAUACCAUUUUCAAUUCGUAUUCUUAAUAAAGAUACUACAACAUUAUCAUAUAGUUCGGAAUAUGGUAGUAGCGAUAGUGCACCAUACGUUGAGAUAACGCAUUUAUUCUCGAAAGAUAUUGGUCGUGCGAUGAGUAGUACCACGUAUGGGACACGUUACGUAACCACGGAUGUUAAUUAUAUUACACAUCCAAAAACUGUUAAUAGCUCUUGGCCAGAUGGCUUACUGUUUAACUUUUCGGUGGCACUUCUUCCAAGUGGAACACCAACUGAUAUUUGCAAUUUGUGGGAUCAGUUAGCAAAAUCAAUUCAACGAACAAAUGGUGCCAUUGGUGGUGGACCACUUCGUGUAGCAUCUGAUUAUGAUCAAUUAAAUCCAUGCAGACCAAAGUUACCACAUGGUGAAGUAUGCGGUACUAAUAUUUGUAAUAAUGAACUUGGCGAGGUAUGUAUUGCUGGAUCUCUUUGUGGUUGCACACACGGUGAGAAGCGUUCAUCGCCAACCGAUAUUUGUAGACCGGUGGAAGCUUGGAAUAUUGUUUUAUGGGUAAUGCGAAAAGAUGAUGAAAAAUUGAUGUACACGGAUAUUUUAGCAAAUCCACGACAUAUGGUUACCAAGGAACUUGUCAAACGAUUUGAAAAUGGCAUUGGACAGUGCUAUCCAAAUACUGCAUUAGCUGGUUCUUUUGUUACAGCUGAAGUUAAUGAAAUUAUGGAUCCAAUGAAUAUUAAUGCAACAUGGGAUCGAGGUAUUUUAUUUAAUUCAACUGUUUAUUUCCGAAAAGGUUCAGUACGACUACCAUCAGAUGUAUAUCAUAUGCUCAUUCGAUAUAUUAUGGAUCGAAAUAAUUAUCAAAUUGGACAAAGUGGCUUAUACAUUAAUAGUUAUCAAUCAGAUCCAUUUAAAGCAUGUUGGAAGAAUAAUUGUCAUCCGAAAGGAAUUUGCAUUGAUCUUGGACCGAAUGCUUAUCGUUGUGAAUGUGGACAAGGAUAUCGUGAUUUAAAUCCAUCGGAUCCUGGAAGACGAUGUUUACCUAAUACUGGUUAUAAUGAAUGUGAACGAAAAGAAGAUAAUGAAUGUUCUGAAAAUGCUCGUUGUAUUGAUCAGGAACAUUUAUAUAAAUGUGAAUGUUUACCAUCGUUUACUGAUGCAUCACCAAAAGAUGCAAUUGCUGGAAGUGUUUGUGUUUUGGAUUAUUGCUCAGAUGUAAAUUUCUGUCCAAGAAAUACGACAUGUAUGAAUGAGGAACAACAAGCAAUAUGUCAAUGUGAUCCGGGUUAUGUUGAUAUCCGGAAAAGUGAGAAAAGAACUCAAUUAUUUGAUCAGGAUAUUUUAUGUCUCAAAAUGCGUGAUAUUGAUGAAUGUGCUCUUGGAAUUACCAAUUGUUCAGGUGUUGCGGAAUGUGUUGACAAAGCUAUAGGCUAUGAAUGUCACUGUCCGGAAGGUUAUGUUGAUGGCAAUCCGGAAGAACCGGGAAGAGUUUGCGGUGCAUUACUUUGUGAUCUGUGCAAUUCACACGGUGAUUGUGUACACAAUGCUUUGACAAAUAAUAUCACCUGUGUGUGCAGUGAUGGUUGGUCUGGUGAAUUCUGUGAUGUGGCACCAUCGAAAGCUUCGAUGAUACUACUUGUUAUUCUGGCAGUUCUUUUCCUUCUACUAACACUUUGCUGUUUGCUAUAUUUCUGCACGAAAUGUAUCUGUUUCAAGCGUCAUAAUUUAUUGUAUCGUGAACCAUUCACAUAUCGCAAAGGUGCUUGGCCUUGGUCAACCCUAGAAGCAUCAACAUCAAGCGAAAGUGGUGCUGAUUUUUCAGCAAUGAGUGCCGCAGGUCAUGAAUAUUAUCCUGAAAUUGGUAUCCCACGUGCGAAACUAAAAUCUGGAAAUGGUAUGAUGGAUGAUCAGCAGCAUCGAUCGUUAGCCGUAUCAAGACUUCAUGACUAUCUCGAUGAUGGUAUGCGUAUUCCACGUGUACAUCUCGAUCGUGAUAAUGAUGCAUUUGAUUCUACGUCACAGUCAUCAAGCGAAUAUACCAUACGUGAAGAAAUUAAACGACACGUGAUCACUGAUGUUACAAGAAAAGAAACCAAAAAAACAUUAACCACUGCUGAUAUUCACGGCACUACCGCGGAAUUUCACGUAUAUCCACCAAUUGAAGUUACAACCGAAUCACAUUCAUCAUGCCAGGUUGGAACACAUAAUUCUAGUUCAUUGAUGGAUAAAGAUGAACAAGAAAGAGGUGAAAGUAUAGCAGAAUUUAGCAUUGGUAAUGCACGACGUGACUGGAAUACAACAACGAGUAGAAAUUGUGAAUUUAGUACGGAUCGUGAUUUGGAAUCAGUUAUUAGUGAUUCAAUAGCUGAAGAUGAAGUUUAUGAUAAGAAAACAUCAGUGAAACGAUCACAUAAUUUUGAACCAACUAUUGGAGGUGGUACUGAGCGCUAUCGGACCGAAAUUACUACAACGAAAUCAACAAAAGGAGUUUCAAAAUAUUAA